This is a messenger RNA of Naegleria fowleri, 2583 nucleotides long. RefSeq lists its product as uncharacterized. Gene Ontology annotation, biological process: protein phosphorylation; mitotic DNA damage checkpoint signaling. The record is from RefSeq and is a predicted model, not a curated record. Gene Ontology annotation, cellular component: nucleus. Lineage: Eukaryota; Heterolobosea; Eutetramitea; Acrasida; Naegleriidae. Gene Ontology annotation, molecular function: ATP binding; protein serine/threonine kinase activity. The transcript has a single exon. Bases 1 to 2583 code for a protein of 860 amino acids.
AUGGUUGAAAUCAAUUCUGCCACACAUUCAUCAUCACCAUCAUCAUCACUUCAAGCCCCUUGUUGUACGGAACCAUCCAAAUCAUUCACUGCAACCAUGAUGAACAAAAAGAAGGUUUCGAUUGCAGCAGCUGUUCCUUCUUCUUCUUCUUGUGGUACGACUCCAACAACAAAACUCCAACAGCAACCUUCAGCAACAUUCGUCGGAGAGUACAAUAUGGUGGUUGUGACCACUAGUACUAGCUCGAGUUCGAAACAAGUUCAACACAUUCCAACCACCACCAUGUUGAACGAUCCCAGAACCCUCACAAAUGUGUUGUUGAGUGAGAAUAUUGCGACUCCUCCUCCUCCUCAGGCAAUAGCAGCCACCACAAGCGCACCACCAAAGAAGGGUUUGUUGAAGAGAAUUUCCGAUCAUUUGUCCCACUCUUCAUCCAUGAUCAUGGACAGUAUGUUGCAUAUGAGAAGUCACUCUCUUGCAACUUCUCAACAAGCGGAGGAGGAUUUGGGUGUCUUCUUUCCCAAGUAUCAUCCCUCACCAUCACACACCCAAACCAUGACUAAGGAAUCAAAAUCAGCGGAUGAUCAUUUAUCUAAGAAAACAACAACACCGCCACUCAAUGAGAAUAGCCAUGAUCAUGGUGAAAGCGGUAAUGAACUUACUGCAAAUGUCGUCGAAUCGAUGAGUAAUAAUACAAGUGUUGAACGGCACUUUACUGCAAAUGUCGUCGAAUCGUUGAGUGUGCAGAAAAGUGUCGCCGUUCAACACUUGUCUCCUGCGAUGGCCUCAACGACAUCUGGAGGAAAACCAGCGACCAUCACACUUUCACUUCAAUCGAAUGCAACGUUAUCGGAUCGCUCACACAUUGAAUCUCCUUGUCGUACGACACAAAACAAACCUACGACGUCUUUGUAUGGAGUGGUGGUGCAUCCACCAAAAUCUCACCGUUCUUCAACGACACACAAAGUUUUUUCACACGAACCAAAAAAAGGAAUUCACCAUUCUCAUCUCUUGAAAAGGAGAAAUACUUUGGUGGGGGCUGGACCAUCUACUGAGCCUCUUUUUCAUUACUCUAGAAGAUUGAGUGUGGAUCAUGCAACAAUGGACAAUGUUUGGGGAAGAAUUAUGUACAACUCUGAGAGAGAAAUGAUCUUUCUAAAUUUUGAAAAUUUAAAGAUUGAAUCUGUGAAACAUUUACAAAAUAUUGCGACAUGCAUUUCAACUUUAUUGGGAGAUCGCGAGGAAAAGGUUGAACAACAUCAUCAUCCUCUUCGAGUAUUCUCUCGAAAGUCUAAAGAAGUACCACAUAUUGAAAAACGUAAAGUGAAAUGCUUUUUGAAUGAUGACGAUUUGGAUUGUCCUCCAAACCUACUGGAUAUGUACACUCAAAUUGUUCAUCUUAAUCCUAGGUUUGAGUCUGUGACCAAGUAUACCAACAAGAGUGUCUUGCAAGACCAUCAGAAAACAAUACAACAAUCUCUAGUUGAAUGUGAAAUUUAUUUGAAAACUCAUCCAUGUAUUUUAGAUCGAUUCGUGGUCAAUCCUGAUGAACAUAUUGGAAAGGGCACGUAUGGUACAGUUUCUGUUGCACUAGAUUUGAGUCUUGGUAGAAAGGUUGCAGUGAAACGGUUGUGUCGAAAAACCAUGAAACUGAUUGGCAUUGAGGACCAUGUGCGAAAUGAAAUGACCAUUCUCAAAUUAAUUAAGGAAAAUCCACAUCCAAAUAUUGUUCAAGUUCUUGACGUCUAUGAGGGAGAAGAAGAAUUCUUAUUUGUUAUGGAAUACUUGUCAGGUGGCUGCUUGGACAAUCCUUUGGUAGAAAAUGAACAGCAUUCAGAACGUCAGGUACAAAUUUAUUUUGCUCAAUUGGUGAAUGCAUUGGAUCACCUUCAUAACAAGUUAGGAGUUAUUCAUCGAGAUAUUCAGCCAUCAAACUGUUGCUUGGAAGGCAGUAGCAGCCUGAGCCCCGUGUAUGACAUGUUAGGAGGUGAAAAGAAUUUAUGUGUGAAAUUGGUUGAUUUUGGAAUGAGUUGUUUUAUGGAAAAGAAUUUAACACAAAAGACACAAACUUUAUUUUGUGGAAACAGUCAUUAUGCUUCUCCAGAAAUGAUCCUGAAAAAGCCCUAUGGACCUGAAAUGGACGUCUAUGCAUUGGGAGUUUUAGUUUACAAAUUAUUGACUGGAUACGUACCAUUCAGAGGUGCCCAACAAAAACUCUUAAUGCAAUUUACCAUCUCAUUGGAUGAUCCUGAUGAAGGAGAUGAAAAUUCUUCAGACUAUGGAAUGUAUGAUGAUGAAGAUGAGCGAGUGAAAUUAUCUCCAGCAUGUCGAGAUUUAUUAAAGAAAGUAUUGGAAGUGAAUGCAGAGACAAGAUUUGGAUUGGAACAAGUCAAACAACAUGAAUGGUAUCUUCAGGGAAAUGAAAUUGUCAAGCAAAUGUAUGCUGCCAUGAAUCAACAGCAAUCGCAUCACGAACAUGAGGAUAAUAUGGUGCUCGAAGAGCAUCCAACAGAGUCUUCUCACAGUGUGGACGACGUUGCAGAUGUCACACCACAUGUCACCACUGGCCUUGUUGAAAAUUGA